This is a messenger RNA of Brassica oleracea var. oleracea, 761 nucleotides long. RefSeq lists its product as uncharacterized. The transcript is spliced from 2 exons. NCBI's taxonomy places the organism in Eukaryota, Viridiplantae, Streptophyta, Magnoliopsida, Brassicales, Brassicaceae. The record is from RefSeq and is a predicted model, not a curated record. The coding region runs from base 369 to 635 and encodes 88 amino acids.
UCUUUUUAAAAACAAGGUGGCAGCUAAACACGCAUUAUCAUUUUUUUCCCCUCUCUCUCUCUCUAUCUUUCUCUAAUUUAUCUUUCUAAAACUUAAAUAUAAAAAAUCACUAGAUCCCCGUCGUAUGUAACGGAGUUAAUAAACCGCGUACGGCGUCAUCCGGCAAAUCUCCCCCGCUAGAAACUGCGGAGGAGAUUGAUCUCUCUCUCUCUCUCUCUAUCUAUAUCGGGAACGCUGCUGGAGAAUUCAACGUCUAGCGGCGGACUAAAUUCGCGUGUUGACGGAGCUGGGAGCAGCUGCUUUAUCUUCUCCAGAUCUCUAACCGAUUCUAACCGCUUCCUGUUUCACCGGUUUGGUUUAUCAAGGCAAUGGUUCUUGAUGGGAUUGUAUCUUCACCAUUGAGGAGACACCAGUCUCUAAAGAAGCAAUGGGAAGACUUGGGUAGCUGCUCAACCGUUGUUAACAGGCAUCGAUACCUCCUAACAGCAUUGCUUCUUUUGGCCUUCCUCUGCACUGUUUAUCUUUACUUUGCUGUCACUUUAGGCGCUAGGCACAACUCCUCCUGCUACGGCUUGGCUGGGAAAGAGAAGGCAAUGUGUCAAGCCAUCUCUAAAGGGAAACUCAAGUUGUUUUAAUUAAUUGUUACUACAUUCUUUUUUCUUUUAUUGAUUCUAUAAUGCCAUUUGUGUGUAUUGUUUCCAUUACAUGGUGAUAAACCAGAGAUUUGUAAUCUAAACAUCAAAACAUUUGCACUUCUAAAA